Megalobrama amblycephala (Wuchang bream) is the source of this 5010-nucleotide messenger RNA. RefSeq names its product collagen alpha-4(VI) chain-like. Bases 1 to 5010 code for a protein of 1669 amino acids. The transcript is spliced from 11 exons. The record is from RefSeq and is a predicted model, not a curated record. NCBI's taxonomy places the organism in Eukaryota, Metazoa, Chordata, Actinopteri, Cypriniformes, Xenocyprididae.
AUGCCGGCCCAGCGCCCGUGUCUUCAUCGUUCCCAGCAGUCCCUAGUCUCCUAUUCUGAGGCCAGCCUUUGCCCUUCACCUGAAGCAUGGGACCUGGUCUCUUUUGAUUAUGGAGAGGAUAAUGCCAUGUUGUCUUACACCUCUUGGACAGAAGCUCCAUUGGAUGACUGUGGCGAAGGAUCUGACAAAGGUUUGCUGUGUCCUGUUCAUGCACUGCGUGCUUGUGGACAGAACCAGUCAUUUUUGCCUGUCAAAGCAGUUGGAACAAGAAACUCAAACAUGAAGAAGGAGUGGAGAUUACUUGGCUUCCUUGUUCUGUCAUUAUGUUUUCUUGUCAGCAAUGGCCAAAAACGUGUCUGUACACAGGAGACUGUGGCUGACAUUGUAUUCCUGGUGGACGGCUCUAACAGUAUUGGGCUGGAAAACUUCCAACAAAUCCGUGGCUUCCUCUCUUUUCUCGUACAGAACUUUGAAGUUGCUCGUGACAGGAUCAGGAUCGGUCUGGUUCAGUAUAGUGACACACCACGUACUGAGUUUUCACUCAACACUUAUCAGAAAAAAGAGGAAAUUCUCAACUACAUCCAAAAUCUGCGUUAUAAAACCGGCGGGAAAUAUACUGGCCUGGGUUUGGAGUUCAUUCUGGAACAGCAUUUUGUUGAAAAGGCCGGAAGUCGAGCACAGCAGAAUGUUCCUCAGAUUGCCGUUGUUAUCACAAAUGGUGAUUCUCAAGAUGAGGUUGAGUCACAUGCUCAGGAGCUGAGGGACAGGGGAAUCAAAAUAUUCGCCAUAGGGAUCGAAGAUGCAAACGAAGCGUUACUGAGACAGAUCGCAAAUGAGCCAUAUGAUCAGCACGCCUACAGCGUAUCAGACUUUGCAGCUCUGCAGGGAAUCUCUCAGAGUGUAAUCCGGGAGCUGUGUACAACUAUAGAGAAAACACACAAAGAGGUCAUCCUGAUGUCAAAAGGCUGCAACGAGACUGCACAGGCAGACAUUGUGCUCCUUGUGGACUCGUCUGGUAGCAUUGGAGACAGUGAUUUUGAAGAAGUGAGGAAGUUCCUCCAUGCUUUUGUGGAACAAUUUAACCUUAGACCUGACAAGGUGAGAGUGGGACUUGCCCAGUUCAGUGAUAGACCAUACCAAGAGUUCUUACUUGGUGACUAUUUAGAUAAAAAAGACCUGCAACAAAAGUUGGAUGAACUCAUCUAUCGUAGAGGAGGCACCAACACCGGUCAGGCCCUGACUUUCAUCCGUGAGAAUUACUUUAGCCCGGCCAGAAAGAAUGUCCCUGGCAUUGCUAUAGUCAUCACAGAUGGGGAAUCACGGGAUCCUGUCGAGGAACCUGCCCAGAGACUACGAAAUAUGGGAGUUGCCAUCUUUGUCAUCAGGGUGGGAAUGGGCAACAUGGAAAAACUGCGCACCAUUGCUAAUGUCCCACAUGAAGAGUUCUUAUUCAGUAUUGACAGUUAUCAGGAACUGCAAGGUCUGAAAGAGAGUCUGCGCAACAAAGUGUGCUUUACUGUGGAGGUCCAGUCACAAGCUUUUGUGAAAAAAUAUGCUGAUCUCUUCAUACUGGUUGAUAGUUCAGCAUCUAAACAAGAGCAGCAAACAAUAAAGAAUUUCCUUUAUAGACUGAUCAACCAGCUCGAAGUGGGGAAGAAUGCUAAUCGUGUCGGCCUGGCUCAGUUUAGCGAAAAUGUCCAAGAGGAAUUCCUGCUCAAUACUGACAAGAACAAGAAUGAGAUGGUGUCAUUUAUUCGCAACCUGCAGCUGAGGCCUACAGGGGAGCGUAGAAUUGGCCAUGCCAUUCAAUAUGCUCACACAAAUUUCUUAAAAAGCACUGCUGGAAGCCGUGUCUCUGAAGGGUUUAAGCAGUUCCUGUUAGUUAUCUCUGCUGGAGAAUCCGCUGAUGGUGUCGUCCAAGCAUCCCGAACAAUCAAAGAAGAUGCAGUGACAGUUUUUGCCGUUGGCUUAAACAAAGCUGAUCCGUUUGAGAUGAAGGACAUCUCUAGUCCACAGCACAACUACAAGUUAGUAGGUAAUGUUCUACAAGUGCAUCAGAAACUUAAGUCUGCCAUUGACACAUGGGAAGAUGCUGCCGUCACAGAGGAGUGCAAGUUUGAUGUGGUGGCAGAUAUUGCUUUUAUUGUUGAUCAGUCCAGCAGUAUCAGAUCCAAAAACUUCCAACUUGUGCGCGACUUUCUCAAGAACACCAUCGGCGGUCUCGACAUGGGCGAGGAAAAAAUAAAGGUAGCUGUGAUCCUCUAUAGCGACUUCCCUCGAGCUGAUGUGUACUUGGACAGUAAUAAGACUGACAUCCUGCGCUACAUCAGUAGCAUGGUAUAUGGUCGUGGUAAAACAUACACUGGAGCUGCUCUCCGGUUUGCCAAAGAGCAUGUGUUCACCAAAGCAAGAGGCAGCAGAAGAGAUGAGCAUGUUCAGCAGGUUGCUGUUGUUAUCACGGAUGGAAAGUCCACAGAUGACGCGGCCAGCGCUGCGGCAGAUUUGCGGCGAUCAGGCGUCACUGUAUUUGCGCUUGGCAUCAAAGACGCAAAAGAGGAUGACUUGAGAGAGAUCGCAUCCUACCCACCCAAGAAGUUUGUGUUAAAUGUGGAACGCUUUGAUCAACUAAAUUCACUUGCAAAGAUUUUAACCAGAACACUUUACAAUGAAAUCACAGAUGCCAUCAUACCUAAAUUCUCACUCAACGCAGUAUUAGAAGGUUGCAAGCAAACAGUCAAAGCUGACAUAUACUUCCUUGUGGAUGAAUCAGAAAGUAUAUCCAAUGCAGAAUUUGAAGAUAUGAAGAAAUUCAUUACUGAAUGGCUUGAUGUGUUCGAGAUUGGAAAAGACCAUGUGCGUAUUGGGGUGGUGAAAUUUGCAAGCCGUGCAACCACAGUUUUCCGAUUAGACGACUAUAGCACAAAAGCUGGUGUUGAAAAGGCAGUGAAGGAUCUUGUUAUUAGAGGAGAGGGCACCAGGACUGAUCUGGGGUUAAGAGAAAUGAUACCGCUAUUCAAAGAAGCUGUACAAACACGUGGGGAAAAGGUUCGUGAGCUGCUGAUUGUAAUCACAGAUGGAGAAUCAAGGAAUACAGAAGAGCCAGUAGAAGUUCCUGCUAAAGAACUGAGAACAGAACAGAAUGUCACCAUUUAUGCUAUUGGUGUGAAAACCGCAUCUGUGCCCGAGCUGGAAUUAAUAUCUGGAAGCCCACAAAGGACAUUUUAUGUCAAAAACUUUGAUUUUCUCAAAGAUAUUAAAAAAAACAUCCUUACAGACAUAUGUGGUUGUGAAGGUCUUUUUGCAGAUGUUGUCUUCCUGAUUGAUGGAUCAGAAAGUGUUAGCGCUGAUGACUUUAAAAACAUUACGCGCAUAAUGGAGAAUGUGAUAGAAAAGUUUGCAAUUGGACCACAGAAGGAGCGUGUUGGAGUUGUUCAGUAUGGAACAAACACAAAAGAGGAGUUUUCCUUAAAUGCAUUUGAUGAUAAAGCUCUAUUAUUAGAGGCAAUUAGAAAUAUCAGACAGAUGAAUGGAAAAACUUACACUGGAAAAGCACUCACAGAAGUAUUGCAAUCUUUUGACGAGUCUAAAGGAGGACGCUCCAGUGCCUUGAAGUUUUUGAUAGUUCUUACAGAUGGAGAUAGUAGGGAUGAUGUAGCCCAACCUGCGAAAGUCCUCAGAGACAAUUCCAUCAACAUCAAUGCCAUUGGUAUGAGACAUGCAAACAGAUCUCAGAUUCUAGCCAUUGCUGGAUCCCAUGGAGGUGUGUUCUAUGAAGACGCAGUUGCUUCCCUGAAAGAAUUAAGCAGUGAGGUUCUUCUCAAGAUCUGUAACACGGAAUGCAAGACACCUGAACUGAUUGACAUAAUCUUCCUUGUGGAUGCUUCUGGUAAUCCCAAUAAAGUUGGUUUCCAGGAAUUUAUAAGCUUAAUGACACAUGUGGUGAACAAAUCUGUGGUUGGAGAAAGACGGGUACGAUUUGGAGUCAUCACCUACUCUGACAGCCCUCAAUCUGAGUUUACCCUGAAACAGUUCAAAAGUCGGGCUGGUGUUCUGAGGGUUAUCUCAAACCUCAAACCUUCAGGGGGAAGAAGAAACACAGCCCAGGCCCUUCAAUAUACACUCUCCUACUUUGGUGAAACACAUGGUGGACGACGGGCGAAGAAUGUACCCCAAGUGCUGUUUCUGAUUACAGAUGGCAAGGUUAAUGACGUGAGUGGACUGGAAACAUGGCCUGAAUCCCUGGCAAAAUCAGAAGUCAACUUUUUUGCUAUUGGUACUGAAGAUGCCGAUGAGGUCCAGCUAAGGGAGAUGGCGGGAGAGAAAGGAAGAGUGCACUAUGCAAGCACCUACCAGGAUCUGCGUGGACUACAAAAAACAAUCACCCAAGAGCUCUGCAAUCUUACCAAACCAAUUUGUGAGAUGGAGGUAUCAGACCUUGUUUUUUUAAUUGAUGGAUCAGAGUCUAUUGAGGAACGAAGUUGGAAUAUUCUCAAACAAACCAUGAUUGGAAUCGUGAAAGAACUGCAUAUUGCUGAAGACAAGUGGCGAGUGGGUGUCGCCCAGUUCAGUGAUAAACUCUUGCAUGAAUUUCACCUGAACACAUACACUAGUUUUGCAGAAGUGGAGAAAGCUAUAAACAACACUAAGCAACGAAAGCAGGGCACAUAUACUUGGGAUGCUCUGAAAUUAAUUAGACACUACUUCACAAAAGAGAAUGGAUCCAGAAUAGAUGAAGGAGUCCCUCAGAAUCUCCUGCUGAUCACAGAUGGAAAAGCUAAUGAUGAAAAAGACUUGAAUGCAUUAGCUUAUCUCAGAAACAAGAAAAUAACAAUAACUGUUAUUGGGGUUGGCAAUGAAAUAAAAAUAUCUGAGCUGCUUUUAAUAGCUGGAUCAUCUGACCGGGUCCUCAUUGAGACUUUCGAAACCCUUGAACUGAAGACAACCAUAAGGAAAGUGUUAAAUUCCCUCUGUGAUGGCUCAAUACCAGAUCCUCCCAAUAAUGGUAAGUAA